Leopardus geoffroyi (Geoffroy's cat) is the source of this 3613-nucleotide messenger RNA. RefSeq names its product UPF3A regulator of nonsense mediated mRNA decay (gene UPF3A). The coding region runs from base 1 to 1719 and encodes 572 amino acids. Gene Ontology annotation, cellular component: nucleolus; cytoplasm. Gene Ontology annotation, biological process: nuclear-transcribed mRNA catabolic process, nonsense-mediated decay; positive regulation of translation. Gene Ontology annotation, molecular function: telomeric repeat DNA binding. The record is from RefSeq and is a predicted model, not a curated record. Lineage: Eukaryota; Metazoa; Chordata; Mammalia; Carnivora; Felidae. The transcript is spliced from 11 exons.
AUGCGCUCAGAGAAGGAGGCGGCCGGAGGCCCAGGGGCUGCCGUUGCUGCGCGGGGCCCGAGCGGGAGGGAGAAGCCGUCGGCCGUGGAAGUCCAGUUCCGCCGGGAGUCGCCGCGGCGAGAACCCGAGGCGCCACCAGCCUCGUUCUUCGUUUGCGGGGACGGCAUUUGCAAACAUCGCGAGGAGAAGAAAACGGUCCUGAGCAAGGUGGUCAUCCGGCGGCUUCCUCCCAGCCUCACCAAGGAGCAGCUGGAAGAGCAGCUACACCCACUGCCGGCACAUGAUUACUUUGAGUUCUUUACUGCCGAUUUCAGUCUUUAUCCUCAUCUCUACUCAAGAGCAUACAUUAAUUUUAGAAAUCCUGAUGACAUCCUUCUUUUUAGAGAUCGUUUUGAUGGAUAUAUCUUCAUUGACAGUAAAGGCCUAGAAUAUCCUGCAGUGGUAGAGUUUGCCCCAUUCCAGAAGAUAGCCAAAAAGAAGCUAAAGAAAAAAGAUGCCAAAACCGGAAGCAUUGAAGAUGAUCCGGAAUACAAGAAGUUUUUGGAAACUUACUGUGUGGAGGAAGAGAAAACGAAUGCCAAUCCUGAAACUCUUCUGGGAGACAUGGAGGCAAAGACAAGAGAGCUUAUUGCUAGAAGAACCACACCUCUUUUGGAAUAUAUUAGAAAGAGAAAAUUAGAGAAGCAGAGGAUUCGAGAAGAGAAGCGAGAAGAGCGAAGGAGGAGGGAGCUGGAGAAGAAGCGCUUACGGGAAGAAGAAAAGAGAAAAAAGAGAGACGAGGAGAGGUGUAAGAGAAAAGAAGCAGACAAACAGAAGAGAACAGCAGAGAGAGAAGUAAGGAUUAAGCUUCUUAAGAAACCAGAAAAGGGAGAGGAACCAACCACUGAGAAGCCAAAAGAAAGAGGAGAGGAAAUGGAUACUAGAGAUGGAGAACAGGAGUCCUGUCCUGGCUGUGCUGUCCGGAAGCCCAUGCCCUUGGGGAGCUCGCUGGAGGAGCCCAGGGAAAAGUCACAGAAUGAGAGCAAUGAAGAACAAAGGGAGUUGGACCGAAGAUUCAGAGAAAAAGACCCUGAAACACAAAGAUGCCACUUGGAUGACAGUAGAAAGCAGAGAGCUCACUGUGAGUUUGACACGUUUUCACGGAGAAAUGAGGAGGAGCUGAGAUGGGGGAAAGGAGGCCCCCCCGACAGAGGGAAGAAGGGGAGCCAGGACAGUGGCAACGCUGUGGAGGCAGCAGAGCGGCCCGGGAAAGAGCAGAGGAGUGAAGGUGGCCCAGCAGCCAAAACGGAGCGCCCAGGAAACAAGGAUCGGCCGGCCUUGCAGCUGUACCAGCCAAGAGUUCGCAUCCGAGCACGAGAAGGUGGUAGGGGAACCUCUGUGGAGUGCCCUGGCAGGAACAAGGACGAGGCUGAAGAUUCAGCACAGGGGGGUUCCCAGAAGAGCGAAGAGGCGGGGUUUUUGAGAGCUGCCCAAUGUCAUCCAAAUCAAGAAAAGAGAAGAUCUGUAGCAUUAUGUUGUCAGGCAUGUGAAUUAACAAAUCAAAUUUUCCAUGACGCAGAUUCAAAGAAUAAUCCAAUGAUACUUCUUUCCCAAACACAUUGUGCAUCUGCCCUAAACAUCAGUGAGAGAGAGAGACAGAGACGGGUAGACACAGGCAGAGACAGACCAGGUUAUAAUAGGCCAACUCAGUCCCACACACUCUCAAAAAACAUCACUUGAUUUGAGGAGCACCUGUGCUUCUUCACAGAGGGUAUACCUAUCUUUGUAACAAAGCCAUAUUCCUACUGAAAAGAUGGGCAUCAUUAAGGAAUUCCAGUGUCCCUCAAGUGAAGUAACAGCAUCUCACAUUUAUGAUGCUCGUUACUUGUAGUCUGACAACAGUCCUUUGAAGAGGCAGUGUAACCACUCUGGGAGGUUCCUGCAUUCCUUCGUCACAUUCUCUCCAAGCGCCUCUGUGGGGCAGGCACUUUUGUAGGUGUCGGGCAUAAGCAGUGAACACAGCAGACUAGUCCCUGCAUCCUCAGGGCUCACACCCUUCCUUAAACAUACAAGGAGCUGAAACCCCUAAAAGGUAGGGUCUUCCUCGAAUCUUCCAGGUCAUAAGUGCCAGAACCAGAUUGUCUAGAUCAGAAACCCUUCAUCUGAAAUCCAUGUUGAGUGUUGAUAUGACACUGUUGCUCUAGUGACCAUCCAUGGCCCCUAAAUUAGUCUCCCUGAUAUUAUGAAUAAGCAAGAUCAUACUCUUUCUUUCUAUGGAAUGGUCUAUAUGAAAUGUUUGUCAGAUCCUCAAAGGAACAACUUUUAAAAAGCUGUCAGUGUCAUACAUUAGGCUCUUUGUAACCCAGCACUAAAUUGUUGUCACCAUUAUCUUGCCAUAAACAUAAAAUGGAGUGAUUCAAUAUUCUAGGCAAAAACUGUCACCUUAAGUGACAGAUAAUGAUAUGUAUUUUCUCUCCAUUGCCAAGUAGCCAUGUGAUUCCUGUCACCUUCCUUCUUCCAAGCAGAUCCCCCAGCAGCCUGCUUCCUUCUGACCAGGGCAGACCCCAGACGCGGCCAGUCUGCUCUGGGCCUGGGCCUGCUGGCUGUCACUGGUCAGGUGAUGGGCACAUGAUGUCAGUGAGUGCAGGGAGGGAACAGGGCAGACCUAACUCUAUCCUCCCGUAUGUGGCCAAAGAGGCCCAAGGGUAGUCAGCCUUCACACAGAGCCAAAUGCAGAGGACCCCGGGCUCCUGACCGCGGUGGUCGAACUGCCCACCUCCUGUGGGCUUCUGUUAGGUGAGGGGGGUGUCCCUUGUGUAAACAGUUUGAGUGACUGUUUCUAUUGCACACAAAUCUGACCCUGGACGAAAGGUUUUGUUUUGUUUUAAUGUGUGAGAAAGCUUUCAUUCACCCCAAGGAAAUCCACUCUUUGUACAACAGUGUGAUACCCCACCCCCAGCAGCUCCUAGAGGACUUGUCAGAAAUGCACAUUCUCAAGUGCUGCCUAAGAACUACUGAUAAUUUAGGUCUCAGCUCUUAUCCUCAAGGUGGUUCUGAAGCCUUGAGAAACCCCACCAUACUGCCUAUCAGACCCAGAGGCCCCAGCAGCACACAGCCAUUACUUCCACUUACAAACGACUAUGAAGAGAAAACCCCAAAGGCUCGAGGUUCUAACGGACAACCAAUUGAUAGGUCGUAAUGUGAUAAAGCUGUGGUUCCUCUUGCAACUUUUGCAAAUUAAUCAAGAAAUAUUUAGAAAAAUGUGAAGUCAUCCAGGUUUUCCUAGAACCUAGCAUUUCCACUUAAUACACAUUUCAGUAACCGUCUUGUGCUGCUUCUAAGAUGUGAGGAAUAAGAGACAUGACUGCAUCUCCCCCUUCCACACCACAGACACAAACCCUCACCUGCCAAGGGCAGCUUUACAGCCUACACACUUACUUUAUUCCUUCAGUGACGACCCACUUGUCUGGGUGUGUAUGCUGUGCCGGGGACAGAUGCCACAUGCUCAUGUUACAAAGCAUAGGACUUGUGCUGAUAAUGAGCUCUCUGUUUGCCAGGAAAAUCCACACAAGUGGAUGAAUAGACCAUUACAGUUCACUGGCGUAAGGACUGAAAUAAAGUGUGGACAAGGAAA